CGAAAACAAACUAUAUAAACCGACUCCCGCUGUUUUAGCACCCCCGCGUCCUCUCUCAGUCUCACCUCAAACUGAACCUUUCUCUUUCUCUUCUUUCUCUCUUCAUGGAUUCCACAAAACGUAGUUCGGCGAUCAUUAUCGGCGCUGGAAUCUCAGGUAUAUCCGCGGCGAAGCAACUCGCCGAUAAUGGCGUUGAAGAUAUCGUCAUUCUCGAAGCUUCCGACAGAAUCGGUGGUCGAAUUCGGAAAGAACAUUUCUCUGGAGUUCCGGUCGAACUCGGCGCCGGUUGGAUUGCCGGCGUCGGGGGUAAUGAGACGAACCCAGUCUGGGAACUCGCCAACCGGGCCGGUUUACGCACUUGCUUCUCCGAUUAUAGUAAUGCUCGCUAUAAUAUCUAUGACCGAGGUGGGAAGAUAUUUCCGAGUGGAAUUGCUGCUGAUUCGUACAAUAAAGCGGUUGACUCGGCGAUUCAACGACUCAACAAUGAAGCUGAUAACACGAAUGAGCCUCCCAAUUCGCCGAAAACACCAAUAGAAUUGGCAAUUGAUUUCAUCCUCCAUGAUUUUGAAAUGGCCGAGGUGGAACCAAUAUCAACAUAUGUUGAUUUUGGAGAAAGGGAAUAUCUGGUUGCUGAUGAAAGAGGGUACGAGUAUUUGUUGUACAAGAUGGCUGAAACGUUCCUAUUGACUUCUGAUGGCGAGUUAUUGGAUAAUCGGCUUAAACUGAACACGGUUGUUCGGGAAAUACAAAACUCGAGGAGCGGCGUUACCGUCAAAACAGAAGAUGGUUCCAUCUACGAGGCUAAUUACUUAGUUUUGUCAGUUAGCAUUGGCGUACUCCAAAGCGAUCUAAUUUCUUUUCGGCCACCUUUACCAAGGUGGAAGACAGAAGCCAUUGAGAAAUGUGACGUGAUGGUAUAUACAAAAAUCUUCCUCAAGUUCCCAUAUAAGUUUUGGCCCUCUGGACUAGAGAAAGAGUUUUUCAUAUAUGCACAUGAGAGGAGAGGCUACUACACAUUCUGGCAGCACAUGGAUAAUGCCUAUCCAGGAUCUAAUAUCCUUGUUGUAACAUUAACAAAUGGUGAGUCCAAACGUGUUGAGGCUCAAGCUGACGAAGAGACUCUCAGAGAAGCCAUGGAAGUUCUUAGUGAUAUGUUUGGGUCUGACAUACCAUAUGCGACAGACAUACUUGUUCCUCGCUGGUGGAAUAACAGAUUUCAGAGGGGCAGCUAUAGCAAUUACCCAAUUAUUUCCAACAAUAAACUUGCACGAGACCUUAAGGAUCCAGUAGGACGCAUCUUUUUCUCAGGAGAGCAUACAAGUGAGAGGUUUAAUGGCUACGUUCAUGGAGGAUAUCUCGCAGGUAUUGACAGUGCAAAUGCUUUGUUGCAAGAAAUGACGAUAGAAAAGGGAAGAAAAAGUGACAGUAGUCAACCUUUUCUAUUAGAGCCCUUGCUAGCAUUAACAGGAUCUUUGACAUUAUCUCAAACUGAGAAAGUGUCAAACCUUCAUAAGUACGAGUUGCCUAGGCAAAUAUUCCUCGGCAGUAACCUAGGAUUGCCAGAAGCCAUCUUAUGACUAAAUGGACCAAUCACUGAAGAAUUAGUUGGAUUCAAAUGAACAGCAGGGCAGGCUCAGGUGCACAAGGCAUAAGUUAAAAUUGAAAAAUAGUGACUCGGGAAACGGGAGCUGUGUGCAUAUUUGAUGUAUAAUUAUAUAAAGUCUAAUUUGAUUAAGUGAAACAGUAUAUUAUUCAGAUUUGGUGAUAUUUAGAUAGGAGUAAAGAUGAUUGAUUCAAGUGAUUUUGGGUAGAGUUGACUAGUUUUGUAUUAUGUAUGUGGUUACCCCAAGGUAACUUUGUUAUUGUAUGAACAUUAGUUACGUUGAAAACUACAAGGUGACAUUUUAAUACAAAUGCUAAUACAAAUGUGAA
This is a messenger RNA of Spinacia oleracea (spinach), 1932 nucleotides long. RefSeq names its product polyamine oxidase 1. The transcript has 10 exons. The record is from RefSeq and is a predicted model, not a curated record. Gene Ontology annotation, molecular function: polyamine oxidase activity. NCBI's taxonomy places the organism in Eukaryota, Viridiplantae, Streptophyta, Magnoliopsida, Caryophyllales, Amaranthaceae. Gene Ontology annotation, biological process: polyamine catabolic process. The coding region runs from base 105 to 1577 and encodes 490 amino acids.